AUGUCGAACAACCUACUCUCGCUGGCCGGCUGGACAUUUCUCCCAAACCUAGUGACAGGCUGGUUACAAUCAGUUUACUACGGUAUAACGAUUCGCGCUGGCGACCCCAAACCACAACCAGGCUCCCCGCGAUACAAUCUCCACCGACGACGUAUCCACAUCCUCGUCGUAUCCUUCUACCUUCUAUACACAAUCUACGAAGCAGACUGGGAAAUCCGCCGUGCAUCCGAUUUCUACCAAGACCUGGGCAUCCCCCAUAAUGCCAGCGAAAGGGACGUCAAAUCGCGCUUCCGCCGCCUGGCAGCCACAUACCACCCCGACAAAGUAUCAUCCUCUUCCCCCGUCGCCGAAAAUUACUUCGUGCAUCUCAAGCUCGCACAAGACACCCUCUUGAACCCCGCGAAACGAUUCGCAUAUGAGCGCUUUGGACCCGGCAUAGAAUCAUGGCAACGCUGCAGCAGCAUCCGGGACUUCGUCAUACAAGGGCUACAAACCAUACUCCCCUACUACGGCUUCGCAGCAAUAUUCAUGUACCUCCUUGGUCUGCUGGGAUACCUGGACUGGGGCAAAUACUGGCGGUGGCUAACACUUAUUGUGCUGUGUGUCUUCGAACUACAUGCGAUCUCGCGCCCAUAUUUCCCAUCGGUCGCCGAAAACUUAAUAAACCCCUUUCUGGCGACAUUUACAACCCAUCCACCCUAUCUACCCUUCCAACUCAUACAGCUCGCCCGAAAAAUGAGCAUCACCCUCUACAUAGCGUUCUCGCAAAUUGGACCGCUCCUCCAGCCGCCUUCACCCAUCCCCGCAAACGCAACCCCAGAAGCAGCGUUAAGGUCCCAGCUCGAUCGCUUGGAAGCUACGUCCAAGGCGGCGGAUGUGGAUGCCUCAAGACUGAUGGGCAUGGAGAUGAGUCCUUUUGUGGGGGAUCAGCAGGCGCUGAAGGAUGUGAAGGGGAAGGUGAAGGAGUGGCUUGUGCAAAACACUAUUCGGGCGGAUCCGGAGGUUAGAGAUGCGCUAGGUAAUUUGCUGAAGAGGAGGAGGGUGGAUGCUCCUGCGGGGGCGAGGGGAAAUAGAUAG
Molecule: messenger RNA, 1077 nt
Organism: Venustampulla echinocandica
Lineage: Eukaryota; Fungi; Ascomycota; Leotiomycetes; Helotiales; Pleuroascaceae
Exons: 2
Coding region: 1-1077 (358 amino acids)
Cellular component (GO): endoplasmic reticulum
Molecular function (GO): protein-folding chaperone binding; misfolded protein binding
Source: RefSeq, a predicted model, not a curated record